ACACCAAGUCACCAACGCAGAUUCUCAAGUAGCUUAUUAAGAGUGCAGCCAUGGCUAGUUUACGAAGCAUAUUGUGCUUGGUAACUGUGUUUUGCUGCUUGUUUGAAGGGAGCUUUUCUUUUAACCCUAAGCACUUGAACUUGUCACUCAGCGCCACCCAUUGGUCCUCCGCCGGAGCUACCUGGUACGGCAGCCCUGAUGGUUUUGGAAGUGACGGAGGGUCUUGUGGGUAUGGAGAUGUAGUUUCACAAGCUCCAUUCUCUUCCAUGGUUACUUCAGUAGGUCCUUCUCUUUACAAAUCCGGCAAGGAAUGUGGAGCUUGUUAUCAGAUAAAAUGCACCAAACAUAAAUCGUGUUCCGGCAAACCAGUGAGGGUGGUCAUCACAGAUUCUUGCCCGGGAUGUGUGUCUGAGACUGCACACUUCGACCUUAGUGGAACUUCAUUUGGUGCCAUGGCACUUCCUGGUCAAGGCGAGGAACUCCGCAAUGCAGGACUAUUGGAAAUCCGAUUCGCACGGGUGGCAUGUGAUUAUUCCGGAAAAACCAUUGCAUUUCAUGUAGACCAGGGAUCGAACUCGAACUACUUUGCUGCAGUGAUCGAGUACGAAGAGGGAGAUGGUGAUCUUGGUAGUGUGGAGUUGAUGGACGCUUCCUCAUCGGACAGUGUAGGUGACGAGGAGUGGCGUGCCAUGCAACAAUCUUGGGGUGCAGUGUGGAAGCUUGAUGCAGGGUCAGCACUACACCCUCCAUUGUCGAUAAAGUUGACCUCUCAGUACUCAGGCCAGACCUUGUUGGCUAAAAAUGUGAUUCCAAAGAAUUGGCAACCUGGUGCUACCUACAGAUCCGUGGUCAAUUACCUUUGAGUCUAUGACCAAGUCUGAAGCAGCAUGCGAGUUACUAGUAUAGUAUGAGCUAAGAAUGUGUGUAGUAACCAAAAAGCAGAAAAAUGGAAGGAUUUAAGCUGUGUGAUCCUCAAUUUCUGCAGAUCAUAUGAAGUAUAAUGUAAUCAUAGCUGUGUAGAAAUCAGCAGUUUAUGAUCCAGUACGUUUAUG
Messenger RNA from Fragaria vesca subsp. vesca, 1052 nucleotides. RefSeq names its product putative expansin-B2-like. The transcript has 4 exons. Gene Ontology annotation, biological process: sexual reproduction. NCBI's taxonomy places the organism in Eukaryota, Viridiplantae, Streptophyta, Magnoliopsida, Rosales, Rosaceae. The coding region runs from base 51 to 863 and encodes 270 amino acids. Gene Ontology annotation, cellular component: extracellular region. The record is from RefSeq and is a predicted model, not a curated record.